This is a messenger RNA of Schistocerca serialis cubense, 1987 nucleotides long. It is a transcript of the gene Atg6, whose product is annotated as beclin-1-like protein. The transcript is spliced from 8 exons. Gene Ontology annotation, cellular component: phosphatidylinositol 3-kinase complex, class III, type II; phosphatidylinositol 3-kinase complex, class III, type I; phagophore assembly site. The record is from RefSeq and is a predicted model, not a curated record. Bases 284 to 1585 code for a protein of 433 amino acids. Gene Ontology annotation, biological process: autophagy; late endosome to vacuole transport; cellular response to nitrogen starvation. Lineage: Eukaryota; Metazoa; Arthropoda; Insecta; Orthoptera; Acrididae.
UCUAGGCAAUUAAUGAGUCAUAUUUUUUACUGUUUGUCAGGGAAUUUCAAGCUAUAAAUGACACAAAAUAUAUUUGUAACAUACGAAAUAUAUAAAACGCUCAUAUUAUCAAACGCGGAUAAAAACUGUGUGCUGGCAGUACUAUAUGGUGAAUUAUUUAAGACGCACUGUAGAUUUUGAAGGUCACCAUUGUUUGGAUGUUGACAGUUUUCGCUAGAAUGUUGGACUGGUCGAACUGCGGAAGGUGAACCGUUAAGUUCGGUAGGAAUGCGAAAGCUAUUAAAUGGAUGCAGUAGCUAUGGUUGAACCAAAAUGCAGUGUAAGCUUUGUCUGUCAAAGAUGCCUGCAACCUGUAAAAUUGGAUUCUUCCUUCAACAGUUUAGGAGAACAUACACUGGCUGAAUUAUCCUUACCAAUCCAGCCAGCACCAGAAGUAGAUUUGGAAACCCAUGCAGCGAGUCUAGAUCGGUACGUACCAGCGGUCAGACUCACUGAGUCGGGCAAUGGUGCUAACGGGUUUAUGCUUAUUGAUGACGAAGGUGAAAAGGAGAGCCUGAGUCACAAGAUGAGGGUAACAGCCGGUCUCUUUGACCUGCUGUCAAGUAAUUCAGAAAUUGAUCACCCUCUAUGUGAAGAGUGCACUGAUGCAUUGCUGGAUCUUCUUGACCAGCAGUUGAGGCUCACAGCUGAAGAAUGGAAUGAUUAUAGCAGCUUUUUAAAGAGGUUGGAGGCUGAAGAUGAAGAACAGAACUUAGAUGAAUUGGAAAAAGAACUAGAAGCACUGAAAGCAGAAGAGGGGCAGUUGAUGGAGAGUCUUGAAGAUCUGCAAGAGCAAGAACGCAAAGUACGAGCAGCUUUGGCUGAACAAGAGCGUGAGACAGAGAGGCUUGAUCGUGAAGAAGAGCGUUAUUGGAGGGAGUACAUAAGGCAUCGUAGAGAACACUUCCUUAUGGAGGACGAGUAUCACAGCCUAGAAUGUCAACGAACAUACGUACAAGCACAGUUGGACAAACUGAAGAAAACAAAUGUUUUCAAUGCCACAUUCCAUAUAUGGCAUUCAGGGCAUUUUGGUACAAUAAAUAAUUUCCGGCUGGGGCGACUGCCAAGUGUCCCUGUUGACUGGAGUGAAAUCAAUGCUGCAUGGGGACAAACUGCUCUUCUGCUAGCAGCUCUGGCACGCAAAAUGAAUCUCUCAUUCAAGGAGUACAGGCUUGUACCUUAUGGAAAUCAUUCUUAUAUUGAGGUAUUGAAGGACAAUAGAGAACUGCCUCUGUAUGGCUCUGGUGGUUUCCGUUUCUUAUGGGACACAAAAUUUGACUCUGCAAUGGUUGCGUUCCUUGAUUGUCUACAACAGUUCAAGGAACAAGUAGAGAAGGGAGAUUCAGGUUUCUGCUUACCUUAUCGUAUGGAGAAGGGAAGAAUAGAAGAUUCUGCCACUGGAAAUUCCUACAAUAUAAAGAUUCAGUUCAACUCUGAAGAGCAGUGGACAAAGUCUCUUAAGUUCCUCUUGACCAAUCUGAAGUGGGGCCUUGCGUGGGUUAGCUCACAGUUUACAAAAGAUGAAGCAGAAGCCUCCCAACGUUAAUCAUUGUAUUGCGGCGUGCAGUGUGAGCUAGUCAUGAUGUGUGUGUGUCCGCAUGUAAAUGCUGAAGCCUUUUGGCUUUUUUUUAACUUACCUAUACACCAUAUAGGAAGUGACUGAAAUGGAUCUUUGGACCCAUCUCCUUGUAUAAAUUCAAUGGGCACCUGUGUUGUUACAACUUGGCUUAUGUCUUUCAUAAUGAAUGUAUCUUUUUCUCGAAGUGUAUAAUAUGUAUUCAUAAAGCAGAGAUGUCACAAGGAUGCCAUGAUUUUUAACAGAAAAUGUCAUUGUAGUGUGUUAAAAUUUAUUUCAGUGUGUUCUUUUUGCGAUGAGUGUAUUUUGACACGUUUUGUACUCCUCCCUUUUUAAGUAUAAGAAUGAAGUCAAAAAUAUUGUUUGAUCUCA